AUGAAGGCGCAUUUAGAGUCUCAAGGAAAACAAGUUUGGAAAGUUGUUGUAGAAGGUCCUUUUGUUCCAAGAACUGUUGUUAAUGGUGUUGCCUCCAUAAAGCCUAAAGCAUCAUGGGAUGAAGAUGAUGAGAAAAAGGUCCUUCACGACAAAAAGACUCUUACUAAUGAUGAACUUAAUCUUAAAGUGCUUAUAUCUUUAACCAGGGAAUGGAAACCAAAAGUAAUGACGAUAUCCAAAAAGAAAAGUCUAUCUUCAAUGACUUCUUCAACUUUAUUUGGAAAAAUUCAAGAAUACGAGACAGAACUUGGAAGACUUGAAACCCAUGAAAACCAAGAGAAGAAAUCCAAAGGAAUUGUUUUAAAAGCUGACUCAAAAGAAGUUGAAAAAGAAAAUAAUCUGGUAGAAGAAGAGAACUUCAUGCUUCUUGUAAAAAGGAUUUAUGAAGAAGAUCAUAAUGCACAUUACAAACUUGUCAAGGAUAGGAGAGGCAAGCAGAACCGUAGCACACCUUAUGAUGCUCCAGUUGGAAAGGGAAAAGCAGAAGUGGCUAAUGGCAAGAAAACUAGUGGGGGAGGAUCUCCUGCUAGCGUGGUUUGUUUCAAAUAUGGAGAACCUGGUCACAAGAGUGAUGUGUGUACUGCUGGGGAGAAAAGAUGUUUCCGUUGUGGUAAGACAGGACACGUAACUACUGAUUGUAAGCAUAAGGAAGUUAUCUGUUUCAAAUGUGGUGAAGAAGGGCAUAUUAGUAGCAAGUGUCAGAAACCAAAGAGGGAACCAGGCAAUGGAAAAGUGUUCGCUUUAGCUGGAACUCAGACAGCUAAGGAGGACAGGAAUGCCGGAGGUGCAUAUUUCAUUAGUAAUACUUUUAAUUACUAUCAUUGA
This is a messenger RNA of Vicia villosa (hairy vetch), 885 nucleotides long. RefSeq lists its product as uncharacterized. Gene Ontology annotation, biological process: positive regulation of cytoplasmic translation. Gene Ontology annotation, molecular function: translation regulator activity; single-stranded RNA binding; mRNA binding. The transcript has 3 exons. The coding region runs from base 1 to 885 and encodes 294 amino acids. The record is from RefSeq and is a predicted model, not a curated record. NCBI's taxonomy places the organism in Eukaryota, Viridiplantae, Streptophyta, Magnoliopsida, Fabales, Fabaceae. Gene Ontology annotation, cellular component: cytoplasm.